GGCGAGUUCUGUGGUUUGUAGGGGCCCCCCUUGCAAGUCCCACUUACGAUUAUUACAGCGACAUCUAGUCUAGCAUUGCCGAACCAGUAGCGAUGACCGAAGAGCGGAUAUGCUCAUAGGAGCGGCGAUCAGUGGACAAUCCGACGUAAGAAGCGAUCUAAGGACCAGAUUCAGAUAUCACAUACGACGAUGUGACCAUGACGUAACUCUUGUGCAACUGUAUUUUCGUCGUGUGUUUGUGUGUUGCCUAUGUCGUUAGUGCUUCCUGUACGUGAGACGAAGUGACUACAGCUUGCAAGUUUGCGUGCCAUAUUGCUGGCUCAGGGUACGGAACGAGGUUGAGAGGAAUACAUCAUGGUGAGUUACAUCGUCUUCGGAGCUUGUGUAUGCCUUAUUACCUCUGUGGCAAGUGUGCAAGAAGGUUCAAAACAGCCAGCGAUUGUCGGUGGGCCGUCUCAAGCGAGCGUCGAUGAUGAAGCUGUGAAAGAGAUCCUUGGCUGGGCCGAAGGUGAACUUGUUCAACAAACCGAUAGUCUGCACUCGAAGAAGAUUUUCAAUGUAUUGAGCGUCACCAAGCAGGUUGUCGCUGGAAUGCGAUAUACAUUCAAGACCGAAUUUGCACACGCAGACGAUGUUGCAACGGGAUCUGGAGGCACUCCAGCGUGGAAUCAUACGACGCCGCAUGUCUACUGCGAAUUCAGCGUUUGGGAUAGGCCGUGGCUCCCAUCUAGAGUUCUGCAAGACAUUACAUGUUCCGAACAGGCGGUCUAGCGACGAGAUCUUUCAUCUCCGCGGGCGCAGAGCCUAACUAGAUUGGACAUCGAUGUUCCUCAAAGAAGAUUUGAAGCUUAAUCGUAUCGGAAUACUUCGGUGAAGGUGCACGUGGUUAUCGGUGAAGGUGACUCCAUUCCUAAUUCUUAUUUGCCGUCGUACAAUCAUCGUAACCGUCGAUUGCAGAACGUACAGGGAAAAUUACGAGUUUGAAUCAAAAUACUGUUGUGCAUUCCGUGAUGCAAGUACUGUAUGUGAUGCAUGUGAAACUUAGCUCGGAAAGGAGAACGGCCGGAAAAGAAGAGGCAUGCGUCUAUGUAACACCUGUUCGAAUUCACGGUGUGCGUGUGUUAAUAUAACAAAGCUUAGUUUGGGUUCAGAA
Notodromas monacha is the source of this 1153-nucleotide messenger RNA. NCBI's taxonomy places the organism in Eukaryota, Metazoa, Arthropoda, Ostracoda, Podocopida, Cyprididae. The record is from the annotation of a GenBank genome assembly.